AUGGCGGCGGGGCGCGGGGCGCUGAUCGCGCUGGAGGGGAUGGAUCGCGCCGGGAAGAGCACGCAGGGACGGCGGCUGGUGCAGGCGCUGCGGGCCGCGGGGCACCGCGCCGACCUCCUCCGCUUCCCGGAGAGAACCACGGAGAUCGGGCAGCUGAUCAGCUCGUACCUGCUGAAGGAGAAGAACCUGGAGGAUCACACCAUCCACCUGCUCUUCUCAGCCAACCGCUGGGAGCACGUACCAUUGAUGAAAGAGAAGCUCAAUCAAGGGGUCACGCUUGUGGUUGAUAGAUACGCCUUUUCUGGAGUGGCCUUCACAAGUGCCAAAGAGAACUUCAGCCUGGACUGGUGCAAACAGCCUGACAUCGGCCUCCCAAAGCCAGACCUGAUUCUGUUCCUCCAGUUAAGCCCAGAAGAAGCAGCAAAACGAGGGGACUUUGGAAAUGAACGUUAUGAGGACAGCUCCUUCCAAGAGAGAGUUCUGGAGUCCUUCUGCCAUCUAAUGAAGGACGGGACAUUGAACUGGAAGACACUGGAUGCUUCAAAGAACAUAGAAGACUUGCACAGCGAAAUCAAGUCCAUUGCAGAGAAAACCAUACAGGAGGUUCAGAACAAAGCUUUGGGAGAACUCUGGAAAUAAAACCAUGCAGGUUGUGCUUUUAGACCCAAGGACAAACUCACCUCUUGUCCCUUCCUAGCUGGGAUGACUCCCUGCAUCACCAUCCAGUAAGCACGGAUCCUGCUGGCUCCAGCAUGGUCCUGAUGGUCCCAUCCUGCCUUCUGUAUUUUAUAAAUGAUCAGGGAACUAAUCCCUGGUAGAAUCCUGCCUGCCUGGAGCAGGAGCUCCAGUAGUACAGCUGGGCCCUGGGCAACAGCCUCCCCUGUGUCAGGGAACUGCCACGGUUCUGCUCCUUCUGCCUCUAGUAAAUGUGUCCCCUGUGCUGGAACCAGCUGGUAGAGGACUCACUAAUAAAAUAUUGUUU
This is a messenger RNA of Colius striatus (speckled mousebird), 982 nucleotides long. It is a transcript of the gene DTYMK, whose product is annotated as deoxythymidylate kinase. Gene Ontology annotation, cellular component: nucleus; cytosol; cytoplasm. Gene Ontology annotation, biological process: dUDP biosynthetic process; dTTP biosynthetic process; dTDP biosynthetic process. NCBI's taxonomy places the organism in Eukaryota, Metazoa, Chordata, Aves, Coliiformes, Coliidae. The record is from RefSeq and is a predicted model, not a curated record. Bases 1 to 639 code for a protein of 212 amino acids. Gene Ontology annotation, molecular function: dTMP kinase activity; ATP binding. The transcript has 5 exons.